AAGGUUCCGGUAAAAGUCUUCUAAAGCUUCUCGUUUUGAAAGCAUUGGAACAGUCUCACCUGCUGGAGGUGGCGCGAGGUUGCCCUCUACUGGCGCCUCCGCAGUCACGUGAUCUCUGGCAACCGUUUACCUGGCGCUGCGUGACGUCACCGCGCACCGCGCAGGAAAAGGAACUGGCGCUCGUGAUGAGUUCAUAACUCUCUGCUAAACACAGUUACAAACCCUACUGCAAACUGUUGUUUAACACUGAUCCGGUGAUCUUAUACGCGUUAGAGCAUGUCUGCGUCAGCUGUGUUCGUGCUGGAUCUGAAGGGGAAGGUGCUGAUAUGCCGCAACUACAAAGGCGAUGUUGACAUGUCAGAGAUCGACCACUUCUUCACCCUGCUAAUGCAACAGGAAGAGGAGGGGCUUGUCUGCCCAGUGAUGUCACACGGCAACGUCCACUUCCUGUGGAUCAAACACAGCAAUCUGUACUUGGUGGCCACCACCAACAAGAACUCCAAUGCGUCUCUGGUCUACGCCUUCCUGUACAAGCUGGUGGAGGUGUUCACGGAGUACUUCAAGGAGCUGGAGGAGGAGAGCAUCCAGGAUAACUUCGUAGUGGUGUACGAGCUGUGUGCAUGCGUGCAUGUGUGUGUGUGUGCAGGAGACAAAGGGAAGUCUGUGGCUAUGGAGGAUGUGAAGUUUCAUCAGUGUGUUCGUCUGUCACGGUUCGAGAGUGACAGAACCAUCUCCUUCAUCCCGCCUGACGGAGAGUCUGAGCUCAUGUCGUACCGGAUCAACACACACGUGAAGCCGCUCAUUUGGAUCGAGUCGGUUAUUGAGAAGUUCUCUCACAGUCGGGUGGAGAUCAUGGUGAAGGCUAAAGGCCAGUUUAAAAAGCAGUCCGUGGCCAAUAAUGUGGAGAUCCGCGUGCCGGUGCCGAGCGAUGCCGACUCUCCCAAGUUCAAAACCAGCACAGGUCACGCUAAAUACGUUCCUGAGAAGAACCUGGUGGUGUGGAGCAUUAAAUCCUUCCCGGGUGGAAAGGAGUUUCUGAUGCGCGCUCACUUCGGUCUGCCGAGUGUAGAGAAUCACGAGCUGGAGGGAAGGCCUCCGAUCACCGUCAGGUUUGAGAUCCCGUACUUCACCGUGUCCGGCAUACAGGUGCGGUACAUGAAGAUCAUCGAGAAGAGCGGCUAUCAGGCGCUGCCGUGGGUCUGCUACAUCACACAGAGCGGAGAUUACCAGCUGAGGACGAACAGUUAAUGAGACGAGACGGAGAACUGCACAGCAAUUUUGUGGAAGAAGUUUAUUAAAUGUUUUUGUGUCUGUGUUAUUAGUUGGUUUUAUCCUGGCAGAAUUUCAUUAGAAAAAAAUUAUUGUAUAAAUCGUUGACGUUGAAUGUAAACACACUCAGCAUUUCAGUCAUUUUCAAAAGUGUUUUUUGCACGAAAUCAUGGAAUAUGUUGUCAAUCAUUUCUGUUUAAUUUUGCAAUAAAUUGAAUAUAUUUGUCCUGAAAAAAUUACUGAUAUAUAUCUAAAUAUGUUUAUUAUCAUGAGCGUGUCUUGGCACGAAAGCCCGCUCUUUUCCACACACACACACACACACUCUCACACACACACACACACUCUCUCUGUCUCUGUGAAUGAACCUGUUUUUAUACAGUCUAUGGAAUGAACGCAACAGUUUACAAAUAAACCUUCUCAAAUC
Messenger RNA from Sinocyclocheilus rhinocerous, 1693 nucleotides. Its product is annotated as AP-1 complex subunit mu-2-like. Lineage: Eukaryota; Metazoa; Chordata; Actinopteri; Cypriniformes; Cyprinidae. Bases 277 to 1248 code for a protein of 323 amino acids. The transcript has 10 exons. Gene Ontology annotation, biological process: vesicle-mediated transport; intracellular protein transport. The record is from RefSeq and is a predicted model, not a curated record. Gene Ontology annotation, cellular component: clathrin adaptor complex.